This is a messenger RNA of Tilletiaria anomala UBC 951, 2331 nucleotides long. RefSeq lists its product as uncharacterized. The record is from RefSeq and is a predicted model, not a curated record. NCBI's taxonomy places the organism in Eukaryota, Fungi, Basidiomycota, Exobasidiomycetes, Georgefischeriales, Tilletiariaceae. The transcript has 3 exons. The coding region runs from base 150 to 2153 and encodes 667 amino acids. Gene Ontology annotation, molecular function: protein binding.
GACUCAAGGUCUUCACAACCUGCAGGCGCAAGUCUUUGCUUUAAAGCAUCGGCAGAAACCUUUCGCCGUUAACCGUGACGAAAAGGGAGGCACAAGGCGUUUUUUGUACACGGCGACGCAAGAUUAGUCUUCAGGUCGCAUUCAUCGCCAUGCAGUCUGCAGAUCCAGCAACGCUGUUCCAGACCGACGCAUCGCUGGCGACAGGUCUCAAGCGCGCGCUCAAGUGGAAGCAUACGUCCAGCGGCGCGCAGUGGGGCUCGCCGAUUUGGCUCAGCACCGUUUCUUCUGCUACUGCUGUGGUCGUUGCUGUCGGCGAUGCGGACGGUGCGAAUAAGAGCAGAAGAGGUGCUGACGCUGACGGUGGCGGGGAAGUACAAGCUGCGGCGGACGCCGCAGGUGCAAAUGAAGUUUCGAGUGCGAGUACGAGUACGAGUUCGAGCACGAACGGGCUUCAAACGCACAUAGUCACAGACCGACUGGGCAAGCUACAAGUGGACGAAGAUGUGCGCGACCGCGCAGCGCGCGGCGUUGGAACAGAUGGUGGCAAGUGCAAGGUGCUAAGUAUGGAGAUUCUUCAAGAGGAACAAGGCUCUGAUAGUGCCGAUGGCAUCGCGUUCGUUGCCGAGGGAGGCGGGAGCGUGCGAGCUGUGCAUCUCGAGACUGCACGCUCUCUAGCGACAUUUCGCGCGGGUACAGGCGCUUGUUUCUGCCUGGGGCGCACUCCGCUUCGUCGACGUCUGUUCGUCGCGUGCGGAUCAUGGGACAAGGCGCUGCGCAUCUACGGCUGCUCCUUUGCGACUCCCUCAUCGUCAGACACUACCUUAACUGCAGCGCCGCCGAGUGCUGCACUGAAAAUCAUACCCAACGCUGCCUCCGACUUCAUCAAGGCGCUCGCAUACGACGACGCAUCGCAGCUGCUGCUGAGCGGCGGCACGGAUCUCCACGUACGCGCAUGGGAUCUGCAGCCCCUGCUUUCCCAUCUCGACGGCCUUAGCGACGAGUCAUGGCGCGCACUCGCUAGGAAUGGAGCAGCAGUACGGGGCAGCGAAGCAACGUCUCUAUUAGCCGUUGAAGCGAUUGGGAAUAUGCGGCUGCAUACGAGGCCCAUCAACAAGAUCGUCAUUCUGCCCAGCUCGCCACUACAGAAGCACGCACCCACGCUGCCCGCGCCAUCCGAAUCGACUAUUCUCUCAGCAGACAGCAUGGGCCGCAUCCUCGAAUCGACGCUCAUCGUGCGGCGCGAGCAGGGCCAAGCGCCCCGUGCGUCGUUCCAAGUGCGCCGCGAGCUUCGCGGGCACGAGACGAGCGUCAACGACAUGCGCAUCUCAUGGCUCGCAGAAAACGUGGAUGCAGGGGACGCUGACGAUGGCGAUGAGCAUGUGCGCUGGUCUUGUUGCUUGUGGACGGCCUCAAGCGAUAAGUCGGCGAAAAGAUUCGAUCUGGACGACAAUCGCAAAGGCACGCCGCAUGGCACUAUAGCCGAUCGAUCGAGCAAAGCUGGAACUAUUUUGGGCGAUCAGCCGCCGCUUUUUGCUGCGCAGUCCAUUGAACAUACAGACUACGUGCAGAGCAUCUUGCCUCUCCCUGCUGGUCUGGCGCCUGCGACGAAGGCGCGCAGUACAGACUCACUUGUGGUCACGGGUUCGUCGGAUGAAAACGUCUACCUCUGGGAUGCCGAGCUGGCGUCACAAGUACACUUUGAUGAUAAGCGGCGUGAUCUGAAAGGCAACGCGCUUAAAGUGAAAGCGGCGAAUGGUACUGCGGAAGGGGCCAGUGACGAUGCCUCGCUGGGCCUCGUAAGGAGACAAGAAGGUCAUUGGCAUGAGGUCACUGCACUUGGAUUGUGGAGACGAAAGCGGUAUGGCGUGUUGGCAGAUGAGACGAAUGGCAGCGCGACGGACGAGUCCAAGCCGCAAGAGGCUGGAUGGUGGAUCAUCACCGCUUCAUACGACGGUAGCAUUCGGCGGUGGCCCCUCGGCGAUCUGCUCAAUCCGGCACCAGCGGACGCGCCAAGCUUGGCAGCUUUGCUCGCUACCGCCAUCACAACGCCGGCAUCGGUGGCGCCAAGCAUGCAGAAAGCUGCUGCAGGUGCCGCACAGAUGACGACGGAAGAGGAAGCGGAGCUCGCCGAGCUAAUGAGCGAUGAGGAAUAACGAAAACAUUGAUUUUCUUUUUGAUGUGAAGGAACACUGCAUCACACUGCUUCUUCGCUUCACUUCGAUUUCCAAACCACCGUCUAAUCAUGCGUAGAUCCAUAACAACGUUGCUUGUGUGUUCAUUUGAUUCAUUGAUCAGUUAUGGCGAUGAAUUCGUGAUGCUGCAGUGACCUUU